Molecule: messenger RNA, 2113 nt
Organism: Anguilla rostrata (American eel)
Lineage: Eukaryota; Metazoa; Chordata; Actinopteri; Anguilliformes; Anguillidae
Gene: noazfp
Product: zinc finger protein 330
Exons: 10
Coding region: 241-1179 (312 amino acids)
Cellular component (GO): nucleus
Molecular function (GO): zinc ion binding
Source: RefSeq, a predicted model, not a curated record
CAAUCAAAUUCAGUCUACAGCGGAGAAUAAGAAGAAACGUAGCUAUAAAUCAUACAAAAUGCGACCAUGAAAAAAACUAGCUAGCGAGAAAUCCACAUUGCAUAUAAAGCUACAAGUAGAUUGUGUGUUGGCCAUGUUCUGCAAAAAGGGCCUUGUUGCAGAAGGCUUCGUUAUUUGCACUAACGUUAUCCAGCUUGCAACCAUUAACAUGUGCGUGUAGGAUUUGUGGUCCAUUGAAAGAUGCCAAAAAAGAAGACGGGAGCACGCAAGAAAGCUGAAAACCGGAAGGAAAGGGAGAAACAGAGUCGUGCUAACAGGGAGCAUGUCGAUGUGGCCAAACACCCAUGCAACUCUGCCAUGGAGUGUGACAAGUGCCUGAGACGUCAGAAGACCAGAGCGUUCUGCUACUUCUGUUCUUCUGUACAGAAGCUGCCCAUGUGUGCGCAGUGUGGAAAAACAAAGUGUAUGAAGUCUUCUGACUGUGUAAUCAAGCACCCAGGGGUCCACAGCACCGGAAUGGGCAUGGUGGGGGCGGUGUGUGAUUUUUGUGAGGCCUGGGUCUGCCACGGAGCGAAGUGUCUGAACACACAUGCCUGCACGUGCCCGCUGUCGGACGCGGACUGCAUCGAGUGUGACCGCUGCGUCUGGGAUCACGGCGGCCGGAUAUUUCGCUGCUCCUUCUGCCAUAACUUCCUGUGUGAAGACGAUCAGUUUGAGCAUCAGGCCAGCUGCCAGGUUCUGGAGGCGGAAACAUACAAGUGUAUUUCCUGUAAUCGUCUUGGCCAGCACUCUUGCCUCCGCUGCAAGGCCUGCUACUGUGACGAUCACGCCAGGAGUAAAGUGUUUAAGCAGGAGAAGGGGAAGUCUCUCCCCUGCCCCAAGUGUGGGCACGAAACGCAGGAAACUAAGGACCUCAGCAUGUCCACCCGCAAUCUGAAGUUUGGUCGGCAGAGCUGCGCAGACGAUGGGGGCGGAGCUUCGGGGUACCACGCCUACUGGAAAAACCUGGCAUCAGGAGGAGGGGCUGACGAGCAGGAGGAAGAGUACGGGGCGGGAGACGACGACUACGAUGAGGAGGACGACGACGACGAAGAGGAAGAUGAGGAGGAAGAGGCGGACGCAGAGGCGGCUGGGCCCUUCGCCGCCCUCAGCCUGGGAAACUCUCCGUACGGAGAGUGAGCCUCAGGAGAGGAAGGGCUCUUUGUUCCUCCUGCACCAUGCUUUUCUGUCCUUCUACAGCCAGAGUAAUAUCAGCUGUGGCUCAACAGUGUCCAUAUCAUUUAUGUUAGCAGACCUUAUUUGAACAUGUUUGUCAUGUUGUAUCAUUGUGUUCUUCCUGCUUAUAUCUGAGAAGGCCUUGCUGUGUUCAGCGGGGGGUACUUUUGUUUUGAUUGCGAUGGUUGGCAGGAAGAUUUAGUGGCUUUGUGAUGCAUACUUUUAACGUAAUUUAGUUUCACCCAAAGGGGGUCACUGACUGAUUGUAAUUAAGUGUGGUCAGCAGGAGACUGGUCUGUGUGGGAGAGCACAUGGCCAACUUAUCAAGUUAUAAUCUAGUUACAAACACAUAAACGGCACAGGAGCAAAGUUGCACAUUAGUGGUCGCUUGUUGGGAUUAACUGUUCAUUUACUGGUGACUGUAUUUUGUUCUGCUGAUAUAACAGAAACAAGGUUAUAAUUAUGGGGGGAAAAAACAAUCUGGUCAUUAGUUAAUUUUGCAGACCAUAAAAGCAUAAUGUUGAUUUAGAAAUAAAACUGAAAAUUGGACUUUCUUUUGGAAAACUGAACUAUCAAAACGAGACGGGAUGUGUUUUCAGUUCAUUUCGAUACCUUUUUGGGGAGAAACUUUCAAAAUGAAUCAGGAUGUGUACUGAGUCAAGGUCUUACACAAUCCAGGGACAGCCUUCCAAGAACAUUUCCCAAAGCCACAGAUCCCUCCUAUAGUUCACAAAGGUGGCAAAUUAACUGAAAGUCUAUAGUUUACUGUUCCACCCACAGCUCCACACACACAGUGUGUUAGAUACAAGAUCACUGUCUACAUUUGUUUUCCAACAACCAAUAUUUCCCAAAUAUGUAUCAUAACAGUUUUAAUCAAUAAAGGAUUACAUUUACCCAA